This is a messenger RNA of Diceros bicornis minor, 1851 nucleotides long. It is a transcript of the gene KIF12, whose product is annotated as kinesin family member 12. The coding region runs from base 178 to 1710 and encodes 510 amino acids. Gene Ontology annotation, biological process: microtubule-based movement. The transcript has 16 exons. Gene Ontology annotation, molecular function: ATP binding; microtubule motor activity; microtubule binding. Lineage: Eukaryota; Metazoa; Chordata; Mammalia; Perissodactyla; Rhinocerotidae. The record is from RefSeq and is a predicted model, not a curated record.
ACGCAGGAGGACGUGUUCCGGGCGUGCGGCGUGCGGCGCCUGGGCGAGCUGGCGCUGCGCGGCUACUCCUGCACCGUCUUCACCUUCGGCCAGACCGGCUCCGGGAAGACCUACACCCUGACGGGGCCUCCUCCCCAGGGAGAGGGGGUGCCUGUACCCCCCAGCCUAGCUGGCAUCAUGCAGAGGACCUUCACCUGGCUGUUAGACCGCGUGCAGCACCUGGGUGGCCCUGUCACCCUCCAGGCCUCCUACCUGGAGAUCUACAAUGAACAGGUUCGAGACUUGCUGAGCCCGGGGGCUCCCCGGCCCCUCCCUGUUCGCUGGGACAAGACCCGGGGCUUCUAUGUGGAACAGCUGCGGGUGGUGGAGUUUGGGAGUCUGGGGGCCCUGAUGGAGCUUCUGCAAAUGGGACUCAGCCGUCGGAGGAGCUCAGCUCACACUCUGAACCAGGCCUCCAGCCGAAGCCAUGCCCUGCUCACACUCUACAUCAGCCGCCAAACCCAGGUGCCUCCUGUGGACCCCGGGGAACCCCCUGUUGGGGGGAAGCUGUGCUUUGUAGACCUGGCGGGCAGUGAGAAGGUGGCGGCCACAGGAUCCCGCGGGGAGCUGAUGCUCGAGGCCAACAGCAUCAACCGCAGCCUGCUGGCCCUUGGUCACUGCAUCUCCCUACUGCUGGACCCACAGCGGAAGCAGAGCCACAUCCCCUUCCGGGACAGCAAGCUCACCAAGCUGCUGGCAGACUCGCUGGGGGGGCGCGGGGUCACCCUCAUGGUGGCCUGCGUGUCCCCCUCGGCCCAGUGCCUUCCAGAGACUCUCAGCACCCUGCGGUACGCCAGCCGAGCACAGCGGGUCACCACUCGGCCACAGGCCCCCAAGUCCCCUGUGGCAAAGCAGCCCCAGCGUUUGGAGAUGGAGAUAUUGCAGCUCCAGGAGGAGAACCGGCGCCUGCGGUCCCAACUGGGCCAAAGGGACCCCAAGACCUCAGGGCUCAGUGGGGCCCGCGUGUCCUGGGCCCAGCAGAACCUCUACGGGAUGCUUCAGGAGUUCAUGCUGGAGAAUGAGAGGCUCAGGAAAGAAAAGAGCCAGCUGCAGAGUAGCCGGGACCUGGCCCGGGAUGAGCAGCGCCUCCUGGCCCAGCAGGUGCACGAGCUGGAGCGGCGCCUCCUCUCUGCCUGUUACCUUCAUCAGCCGGGCCCUGGCCCAGCCCCACCGUGUCCCUGUGUGAUGGUGCCGGCUCCCUCCUGCCAUGCCCUGCCACCCCUCUGCUGCCCCUGCAGCCACCUGUGCCCCCUGUGCCGAGCACCACUGGCUCCCUGGGCCUGCCCACGGAGGGAGCUCUACCUGCCCCAGGUGUUGGGCCCUCAGGCCCCAGGCGGCGUGCCCCUGUCUGCCCAGCCCCCGCCCUGGGCGCCCCCCUGCAGCCCUGGCUCUGCCAAAUGCCCGAGAGAGAGGAGUCAGAGUGACUGGACUCAGACCCGAGUCCUGGCGGACAUGCUGACCAAGGAGGAGGUGGUACCCUCUGCACCCCCGCUGCCCGUGGGGCCCCCGAACACAUCGCCAGUGCUGAGAGGUGGAGCUGCGGUUCCAAACCUGGCCCGGAGGCUGGAGGCCCUCAAAGACCACAUCGGCAGCUCCCUGCGGCGUGGCCGGAGCCAGCCGCCCCCCAGUGAGGGCACGCGGAGCCCUGGCCGCAUCCUCCCUCCCUGCUGAGGACACAGAGGAAACCCGGGAGAGCUCCGAGUGACCUCGGGUGGGGAUCUGCGCUCCUGGGCUUCAGUGUCCCCGUCUGUUAAAUGGGGCUGGCAGCUGCUGCUCCACUCUGUGGCCAGGCUGGACCGAGGACAGUUCCUG